This is a messenger RNA of Serendipita indica DSM 11827, 1218 nucleotides long. NCBI's taxonomy places the organism in Eukaryota, Fungi, Basidiomycota, Agaricomycetes, Sebacinales, Serendipitaceae. The record is from the annotation of a GenBank genome assembly.
AUGCCGCUCAUCGUUAUCGGAGUCCUUGCCGAAUUACGAUGGGAAAUCUAUUUUGAAUCGGAUCUAUAUGACCCCUAUGAUCGUUAUGAGCGACGUGAGCAACGGCAAAGCUCCUCACAUUGUCCGGAAUCAGCACCAAAUGCACCGACUGGAAAUUACGACAAAGGGAUUGUCCACGAGCAGAUUAGACUCAGUAAAAGAAUGCAAGAGGUGAAACUGCAGGCACCGUAUGACUGGGCUCCCCUUACGGGCAUGCCGAUCACAAUAUUCUAUCCGUCGACAAUCUGUUCGGAGUCGCCAGUCCAGCGCGGCUAUUCGGAUGGCUGUUCGUCCCCUAUCCCGCCAGAUCCGCCUAGAGAACACGAUAGCGAGUACAACUACUACAAUUUGGAGGACCUACUAUCGCCGGUUCAACCUCGAUCGCUGAAUUGCCUCGUCGUCAAGGAUGAAUGGCUGCUAGCCCAUACUAGUCAAACCCGGGAUUUCGAAUGGACAUGCAUCACCCCACGAUCCCUCAAAGCGAGAGAUGAAAAAAGGCAAGCUGGAUCAUUCAAUUUCAACAAUGAUGCUCGCAACACCGACCACAUCUUUAGCGGGGCCGCCGCUCGAUUUCUUGCAAUUCACGAGGGAUCCUUGAUACGUAGUCCAGAUUUCGACCAGAAAUCACAUAUAGAUCGCAUAAUUGCUGACAUUUGGUCUUGUGACGCGCUUCCUGCACAUCGUGAAAUAUUACUUCCUCGUUGGCCUCUCAAUGCAGAGAUAGUUCAACCAGUAUUACUGGACAUUGCAUGCUCACCGACAUGCCAAUCACUUAGCUGGUCCAAAAAUCAUUCUCCAAUUCUGAUGGCUGCACACUACGGUAGCGCCAAGGACCCGGCUGCCAUGGAAAUACUAGCCAUGGCAUUUCAUACUGCAAUGCGACCAGAUACCAUCGUGGAUGGUGACACAUGGGAUACUUUUACGAAGCGUGGGCUUGUCGUUCAGGAACACACACCAGUCUAUCGAUGUCGUGAAGACAUCAGCAGACGCCAAAAGGUUUCCCCUGGUUGGGGAGCUGUGUCUUCGACGAUCGUCGUCCAAACUAUGGACGUAUUCUAUAGCUCCUCUUAUAGCUCCUUGCAAUCCCUCGCUAUUCUCUUACGCAUAGGCAGUCGCGCUCGAGAGAUUUUACACAAACUGGAGAUGUGGAGAGGCUAUGACAAAGUACUUAAUGUAUAG